CCACUGGCAGCAAAAAUGUUUGUUAUAGAAAAUUACAAUUUUUUAUUUAAUUGUUCUCUUUAUUAACAAAAAGGAAUAAAUAAAUGUAUCAACUUACAUUUCGACAACUAAUAAAAACGACAAGAAAAAAACAAAAUGUGCCAUAAUUCUCCCAGUACUCUUUCGAGCGAUUAAGAGAAGAGGUUAUGCCAGAAAAUCCAUCUGAAAAUGUCCCAUACCCGUAUGAUUCCAAUUUACGGUACAUCGCCGUCUUGUUCCAUAAAGCACCGACUUGAAAAACGCCGAACGUUAGCUCGGGAACAACGUCUUGAACACAGCAGAAAACCAGAUAAACCAGAAGACUUUGUUACUUAUGAAGACAGUGAAAGUGAUGAGGAAUCGGUUAUACAACAAAAAGAAGUACUCAACACCUCAUACAACUUUGUUGAUUACGUUUCUAGUCGGGAAAUACUUAGUAAAAGUUAUAGGACCAUUAAUCCCGAUUACGGAUCGAGACAUAUUUUAACUCACGAAUUAUUUAAAGAGACCCCUGUUAAUUUGGGAAAUAUGAAUAAAGUGUUUUGUUCACAAUGGUUAAGUGAUAGACAAGUUGUGUUUGGUACAAAGUGCAAUAAGUUAAUGGUGUACGACGUUUUUACACACUGCUUAGAUCAAAUUCCAUCAUUAAUAAGUCGUGGAGAUAAUUUGGCUAUUGAACAACAACAAACAGGGAUUCAUUCUGUUCAAAUAAAUCCUUCAAGAACAUUGUUAGCAACAGGAGCUCGUAAUACAUGUAAUAUAGCUGUUUAUAGGUUACCAACUUUAGAUCCUGUGUGUGUAGGGGAAAGUGCACAUAAUGAUUGGGUGUUUGAUAUGUGUUGGUUAGAUGAUGAAUUUUUGGUUUCCGGUUCGAGAGACACAAAAAUGGCUCUUUGGAGAGUUACGAACGAUAUGAUUGAUUGUAAAGAAGAAAUCCCGACUUAUAAACACGUAUCGGCUUUAAGUGUUAAGGAAUGUAGGACUUCGCAAAAAGUGAGAGCGUUAUCGUUUAAUAAAACUUACCAAGAAAUCGCCGCGUUGAGUUUGAACGGAUACAUCCAUAUUUGGUGCGCGGAAAGUUUCAAACAAAAAUUAUCUAGAAAAUUACCAUCUUCCCAAGAAAACGUUUGCCUCGCCGUCCAAGAUACGGGAUUAUAUGCAAUUGGGUGUCGUUCUUGUACGAUACUUUUAGAUUGUCGGACUUUACAGCCGGUGAAAAAAGUUACGUCUCGGUAUUCAGGAUGUGGAAUUCGUUCAGCGAGUUUUCAAGGGAACAUCCUAACUAUGGGGACAGCUGUAGGGAUGUUAAUGUUUUAUGAUCUCAAAGCGGGGCGAUACUUAGAAUCCAGUAUUAAUUCAUCAAGAACAGUCGUACUUAAAGUUAGUAAAGGAUUUGUGUUUCCUGAAGAGGAACAGGACAACGUUCACAACGUCAAAUACAAUCCAGCUAUUUAUACGCAUUGUUACGAUAAGAGUGGAACCAGGUUAUUUACGGCUGGAGGACCACUAUCGGCUUCCUCAACUGGGAAUUACGCUGGGUUGUGGCAGUGAAGAUUUUUUACUUUAGGCAAUUAUUUCUUCAUAAUUUAUAAAGAAUUCUUUCUAAUGUAAUUGUGUGAAUGUAUAUUAAGUGACAAAUAAAGACUGGAAACUAAGAAAAAUUAAAAAAAAGUUAUUAAAGAAUAAAAAUAUA
Molecule: messenger RNA, 1711 nt
Organism: Onthophagus taurus
Lineage: Eukaryota; Metazoa; Arthropoda; Insecta; Coleoptera; Scarabaeidae
Gene: DCAF12
Product: DDB1 and CUL4 associated factor 12-like protein
Cellular component (GO): Cul4-RING E3 ubiquitin ligase complex
Molecular function (GO): protein binding
Source: RefSeq, a predicted model, not a curated record